Messenger RNA from Cryptomeria japonica (Japanese cedar), 471 nucleotides. RefSeq names its product RING-H2 finger protein ATL2-like. NCBI's taxonomy places the organism in Eukaryota, Viridiplantae, Streptophyta, Pinopsida, Cupressales, Cupressaceae. Gene Ontology annotation, biological process: protein ubiquitination. Gene Ontology annotation, molecular function: transferase activity. The coding region runs from base 1 to 471 and encodes 156 amino acids. The record is from RefSeq and is a predicted model, not a curated record. The transcript has a single exon.
AUGGAAAACAUCGGUUUGGAUAAAGAGUCGUUGGAUGCUCUGCCUAUAGCUGAAUAUAAUUCACAGAAUAUGAAUGAAGAUCUCGAAUGUGUAGUGUGUCUCUCUAACUUUGAAGAGAGUGAAAAAAUUAGGGCUUUGCCCAACUGUAAUCACAGCUUUCAUAUAGAGUGCAUAAAUAUGUGGUUACAAUCCCACACUAAUUGUCCUAUUUGCAGACAAAGGGUGUCAUCGAAUCGAUCUCCUACAAUAAUGAGUUCAAGUAGAGGGAGAGAAGUCACUUCCUCAAAUAUUGAUGGUACAAGUGUGAGCGUUGUUCGUUUGCAUCUGGUGAGAGGGCAUAGAAGUUCUAGAGCAGUGCAACAGUCAAACAGAAUAAGUGUAUUAAUGUUAAUGAACGAGGCUUUGGCUCAUCAAGGAAUGUAUGCUGGAAGACCAGCGCUACACACUGCUAUUAACAUUGGACCUUACUAG